AUGCACAGAUCACAACGUUUUCAAAGAUGGUCAUCAAUUGCGCGGCCAUGGGUUCCGCCAGAACGCCGGCUCGACGCUUCAGAAGACAUUAUUAUCUCGACUUACAGAGCUCUUCUACGAGCAGCAGGAUACCUUCCAGACUCAUUUGCCAGAAGGUAUACAUACGAACGCAUCAAAAGUCGAUUCCGGACUUCUCGCGCAAAAUCAUCAAAACUCGCUCUCAAGGGAGAUCCAACAAGUGAUUUUACAAAGCAGCGUCUGCAGAAGGCAAAACGAUCGAGGAAGGUGUUAGAGAAUGCUGGCAAUGGGGAUAUGGAUGCGUUGAAGAAGAUCUUACUGGCUGUACAUGGUCGCGAGGGCGAGAGAAAACGAAUUCUUCUGAACCAACUCCUCCAACCUGACGAGGAUACUCUCCCGAAAGAUGCAUCAGCGCUCCAGGAUCUGAUCAACAGACCAAAGGAAACAAGCAAGCCAGAAGGCAUGCCGAGCCAGAAGUUGUACCAUUUCAUCAAGACCCAGCAAGAAAAUCAACCGGUGGAAGCGCACAAAGGAAAGCUACGGCAAUUGAAACCAAAGAUACCAAAGGAGAAUAUAUGGGGUCGACCAUUGCCAGCGAAGUCAAAGAAGUCUAUUCAAAGGAAAUGGUGGAUAGCUACCCUCGACAAGAUACUGCCCCCGAUACCUCGAAUCGAAUGGGAGAGGCUGCGGGAUCUUGCGACAGGUGCUGCCCCUUUGGAAGCACAGCCAGUCCGACGGAAACCCAUAUCAAUAGAUACGGAGGAACUUUCGGCAGACGAGAAAAAUAAGGAACUACUGCAGUAUUUCCAAGCGCCCGCAAGACCCAAAACGUCCAAGUCCUAUGAAUUUCAGACUGAAAAUGGAGUACAAAUAAUCAUGGAUGAUGGUUUAGAAGCUUCGAAGGCGAAAAAAGCGGAACUUCGUGCUAGGAAGGAGAAACGAAAGCAGGUGGAAAUUGGAAGAGAAGCAAAUAGGUUGGCACAGCUGGAUGAGCUGAAUCCUCCAAUCGAACAUUCUGAAGUUGAAAAGAUCGAGAUCCGCAAUCGAUCACUUCGUAGGCUUUAUGCAUCUAUCUGGAGCUUGACACCGACAAUGACAUAUGACGAUGUCAACAGGAAGUGGGAGAUCAUCUGGGGUGGGCAGAAAUCGCGCGCCUUAGAAGGAGUUGUUGCGAAGCCUACCCGUGCUGAAGAGGAAUUAUUCGAAGGGCUCGACACACUACCGCAGAGUCUCAGUCAAGCUGGGAAGGACAAAUUGCGGAACAGAGACGUAAAGCGUACUUUGAAAGAAGAAGCAUCUGGGCAUUUCGCUUAG
This is a messenger RNA of Cadophora gregata, 1332 nucleotides long. RefSeq lists its product as uncharacterized. The record is from RefSeq and is a predicted model, not a curated record. NCBI's taxonomy places the organism in Eukaryota, Fungi, Ascomycota, Leotiomycetes, Helotiales, Ploettnerulaceae. The transcript has a single exon. The coding region runs from base 1 to 1332 and encodes 443 amino acids.